AUGUUCGCCCACACCAAGCUCGCGCUCUUCUCCCUCGCGCUCCUCUUUGCGGGCAUUCAUGCGCAGGGCGCAGCCGACACCACCGGCGCCGGUACCGCCAAUCUCACCCACCCUCCAGACACCUUGGCCAGCAGCUCCGCGGCGAACGGCACCGCGGCCACCGGCUCCGGCGCGGCCAGCACUCCCGUCGGCAGCGACACUCUGUCCUCCGCCGCGACGGACACCGCCGUCAAGGGCGGCGGCAGCUCCGUCGAGACCGCCACCGGGGUCGCCUCCGCGUCCGGCUCCGCCGUCAAGUCCGGCUCCGGCGCGGCGACCACCCUGAAGACCUCGCAGGCCGCGGGGGCGUCUGGGGCGUCCGGCUCCAAGGGGUCAGGCUCGUCGGGGAGCAAGUCGAACGCCGCGCGCGGGGGACAAGUGCCCGCGCUCGGGGCCGCUGGCGCGGCGGCGGGCGUGACGCUCCUCGGGGCGCUCGCUGGGGGCGUGCUCGCGCUCUGA
Molecule: messenger RNA, 498 nt
Organism: Epithele typhae
Lineage: Eukaryota; Fungi; Basidiomycota; Agaricomycetes; Polyporales; Epitheliaceae
Exons: 2
Coding region: 1-498 (165 amino acids)
Source: RefSeq, a predicted model, not a curated record